Molecule: messenger RNA, 2538 nt
Organism: Trichoderma citrinoviride
Lineage: Eukaryota; Fungi; Ascomycota; Sordariomycetes; Hypocreales; Hypocreaceae
Exons: 8
Coding region: 1-2538 (845 amino acids)
Biological process (GO): regulation of DNA-templated transcription; DNA-templated transcription
Cellular component (GO): nucleus
Molecular function (GO): DNA-binding transcription factor activity, RNA polymerase II-specific; DNA binding; zinc ion binding
Source: RefSeq, a predicted model, not a curated record
AUGAAGAGGUUCACCUCCACUCUGUAUUUGAGUGUACUUGCCUACAUCUAUACCGCCACCGCUCUGGAUGGACAGGCUUGCUUUGAGAUCUGCUACAGGCCGGCUCUAGAAGAGCAGUGCCCUGAUGCGAAUCUCGAAUGUGUUUGCAAGAAUGACCAGUUCCUAUCGCUUCUCAAUAUGUGUAUUCAGCGGACGUGCCGGGAAUCGCUUUACGAGGCGGAAGCUAUACAUGUCGCCAUGUCAAGUGUACCGGAAAUCCUGGGAAUGGACCAUGCAGCAACUGUUCCAGGUUGGAGCUCAGCUGUAGCUUCGCCGCAUCGCCUGGUGCUUCCGAGGAAGUGCUCUGGAGAUUUGCCCAAGUGUAAGAGAUGCGAGUCCGCGAACCUGGUCUGCGAGUAUACGCCCACCAGGCGGCGGUUCACCAAUGUUCGCUUCCACAGCCCGAAGGCUGAGGAUCAAGCUCCUUCUACUCUGCAUCCUCUGAAGCAAGAAGAAAACUCAGCGAUCAGUCCCGCAAGCAGCACUAGCACCGGGAUUCCAGCCUAUCUUCUUGAGUCGACUAACUUCCAGGCUGAGGAAAUGCUACUUCGAAGAGACGUUAUUCUUACCCAUUUGGAUGCAUAUUUCGAUUUCCUCUAUAUGAUGCCAAGCUUGGGUUUCCUGCACCCUAAGGUCACUUACCGGGACGUUCAGGAAAACAGAUUCCCUCCUGCUCAAGCAGCGGCCGUAUGCUCUGUUACUAGUUUCUUCGUCAGCCCUGGCCCGGCCGGCCGGGAGUUUGGAAGGAAAUGUAGCCAGCAAGUCGAAACGCACAUUUACCGCAACAUCUACAAGUUCUCUGAGAGCGCUCUCUUCUUGUUCGCCCUCAACAUUCUAUUCAACAUCCUCGAUGGCUCUCACGCAAAAGUCUGGCAAUGUUUUGGCGUGGCUUCGAGGCUCAUGAUUGGCUUGCAGCUGAACUGGGACGUCACGUCACACCACACUUCGUUUAUUCAGCAGGAAUGUCUUCGGCGUAUUGCCUGGCAGCUUUUCAGUCUCGACCGUCUUUUGGCAGGCGGCUAUGAAGAAUACAUAUCUUGUCGAGCCGAGAACAUGAAGAUCAGGCUGCCCUGCAACGAGGCUGCUUUUAGGGAGAACCGACCGGUUGUUGCAGAGAGACUUCAUGACAGGCCCACCCGCUGCUCACCUGCUCUUGGACUUCACGGCAUCCAGAUCCUUCUUGUUGAUCUACGGCAUCGCAUACAAGUAGCUACGAAGAGGCUAUCCGUGCCAUCUGGAUCACCCAUAGUGUCCCUCGAGCCAUCAAAGGUCAUGGAGGAUAUCGCUGGGCUGCAGAGCGAACUAACCAGGUUCCAUAUCUCUAUACACGACGAUCUGCGACUGACCGAUCAAAGCAUGUCACGGUACGCUGCCUCGGAACAGUGGAGGGGGUACUGUUUCUUCCAUACUCACAUGGCUGUGAGCCAUGUCGACCUUUACCGGUUCUCAUUGCCCGGUCCCCGGAAUCAAGCAUCCAUCGAGAUUCUCCGGAGGCUCCCUCCAGAUUUCAUUGCGCGGUCGCAGAGACAAGCAGUCGCCCAUGCCCUGAGUUUGGCCAAAUUUUUGGACGCCAUCAAGAUCGAGACCGACAGGAUGCCAAAUCCCGGCACCCCCAAACUUGUUGGCGACUACUCGGUUGCACACAUGUCCACUCAGUGUAUCCGAGUACUACUCAUCGCUCUGCAGUACAACUUGUACGAAAAUAUGGGUGACACCACAGCGCCGGUUUGGCGAGGCGCCGAGACAAGUGAGGCACAGAUCAGAUCGCUGAUCGAGAGCAUCAUGGAGAUUACCGAGGUCUGGGGCGAGAUAUUCGACAUAGCUAAGCAAGCUCACGACUGUAAUAAGGCGAUGGUGGAAGACUUCUACAAAAACGGAAAGAUACUCGAUCGAGGUAACGCAGCAAUCAUUACCGGACAAGCACCAGGCGAGGAGAAGUUCAUGUUUGGAUCGGAUGUUCUUAUUGAGCGAAUGAACAUCCCCGACCUGAAAGACGAACAGAGGAGCCGAGCCGCGAAUAUGCCCGUGUCUGACUGGUGGAUGGGACCGUCAACGACCCAGCCACUCUCCACCAAGGCCGCGUCACCUCUGCCGAUGCCGUAUUCCACUCCGGAGGCGGGCUUUGACGGCGAUCACGGCCCGCCAGGCGUCCCCUUGUUCCUCGCUCAAGCGCGCAACGUCUCCCUGGGCAUCAGCGACACUUACGACCCAGAGACGGCCGUGGGCAUGCAGCCGUCAGACAUGCUGGCCAUGAUGCCCAACAACUACCAGAUGAUGCAGCCGUCAGACGUGCUGAGCGGGAACAGCGGGAUGCCGAUGCUGCGCAUAGACGACACCCUCCCCGGCCAGGCCAUGUUUCGACAACCAGACGUUCCGCCUGCUCCGCCACAGCCCUUCAUCGCGUCUCAGCCGGGGAUGAUGAUGAACGGGUACGUGCCACCGUAUCCAGGGGGGCAUACCAGUGCGCCUGUAUAUCCUCCGCAGCACAAUUUUGGUUAA